This is a messenger RNA of Phragmites australis (common reed), 1114 nucleotides long. Its product is annotated as eukaryotic translation initiation factor 6-2. The coding region runs from base 197 to 934 and encodes 245 amino acids. Gene Ontology annotation, molecular function: ribosomal large subunit binding. NCBI's taxonomy places the organism in Eukaryota, Viridiplantae, Streptophyta, Magnoliopsida, Poales, Poaceae. The transcript is spliced from 8 exons. Gene Ontology annotation, biological process: cytosolic ribosome assembly; assembly of large subunit precursor of preribosome; maturation of LSU-rRNA. Gene Ontology annotation, cellular component: cytosol; nucleolus; preribosome, large subunit precursor. The record is from RefSeq and is a predicted model, not a curated record.
ACCGCGCGCCGCCUCCCCGGCGCGUGCUCAUGUGCCGCUGCGCCAUUUGGCGGGUCCUCCGCCUCCCCGCCGCAUUCAGCCUCGCAGAGCCGCACCCCCAAAACCCUCACGCCCACCGCCGCCCCUCCUUCGAAUCCGCUCCGCCGGUGCGUGCUUGUAGUCGUCGAGGAGCUGCUGCGGCGAAGCCGAAUCGACCAUGGCGACCCGUAUUCAGUUUGAGAACAAUUGUGAAGUUGGUGUUUUCUCCAAGCUGACGAAUGCUUACUGUCUGGUAGCAAUUGGAGGGUCAGAGAACUUCUACAGCGCGUUUGAGUCUGAGCUCGCAGAUGCCAUUCCUGUGGUCAAGACAUCAAUAGGUGGCACUAGAAUAAUCGGUCGACUCUGUGUUGGAAACAAGAAUGGACUUCUCUUGCCACACACUACUACUGACCAAGAGCUUCAGCAUCUGAGGAAUUGCUUGCCUGAUCAAGUGGUUGUUCAGCGUAUUGAUGAGAGGUUGUCAGCCCUCGGCAAUUGUGUAGCCUGUAAUGACCAUGUUGCUCUUACACACCCUGACCUUGACAAGGAGACUGAGGAGCUUAUUGCUGAUGUGCUUGGUGUUGAGGUGUUCCGGCAGACCAUCGCAGGAAAUAUCCUUGUGGGGAGUUACUGCACGUUCUCUAACAGGGGUGGCUUGGUCCACCCACAUACCUCCAUUGAAGACCUUGAUGAAUUAUCGACGCUCCUGCAAGUCCCACUUGUUGCUGGAACUGUGAACAGAGGCAGUGAGGUCAUUGCUGCAGGCAUGACAGUGAACGACUGGACUGCAUUUUGUGGCUCAGACACAACGGCCACCGAGCUCUCGGUCAUUGAAAGCGUCUUCAAGCUGAGAGAAGGGCAGCCCACCGCGAUUGUCGAUGACAUGAGGAAGUCUCUGAUAGACAGUUAUGUGUAACUGAGAUCCUGCAAAUGCUGUGGGUCUCCCGUAUUAACUGUGCUAAGAUCUACUGAAAAUUAUACCGGUUCAAUCAGCGGUAGAACUUAUACUGUAAAUUUGUUUGGUGUAUCCUUGGCUUCAGAAACAUAGACGUGAUGCUACUUUAUCCUCUUAAAGAUCAUGGUAUUUUAGUAGGAA